ACGAAAUACGGAAGCGUGGCGAUAACAUCAACAGGGACGAGGGAGCAUACGUGCUCCCGCACACCUGGGACACUGUUCUUCAAUGACGGGCGGGGGGGUCGGGUCGGGGAACUCUACUUCGGUUUCCUGACCCCGUUCGGCUGUUUUUAGACGACUCGCGCCGGGCAGCGGUGACAGCCGCGACUAUCAGCAAGGUAAGAGAUUUCCUCUUCAGUGAAAUAAAUCUCUUUUAUGAAAAAAAAAACAAACAAAAAAACAAAACUAAUCAUAUAAACAGUUUUUCAAAACUCUGAGAUUGAGAUUCUUUUUCAAGCCACUCUGAGACUUUGUUCAAUCAGGAAUGCGGUGUGACCGAUUUCUAAGUCAGAUGAUUUGAUCCCUUAUCGAAAUCAACAUUGGCCAGAACUUUGCCGAUAUGUCAAAUCCGCGAGUGUCGAAGUCGCGCACGAUGUCAUCCUUGCGCCGUUUGUUCACUCCACGGAGCUGUGACUCCGUUCAGUCAAGGAGUGAGCCUAAAGGCAACGUUAAAGGAGUUGGCCGAGGGGAGCUUUCCAACGGGUACGUUUGGAACCACGUAGGCGAGUCAACGACGACUCGGCAUGUCACCCGUUUCAGUUGAAGUCACGCCGAUGCACGUUUCGUCGCGUCGGUCAUGCUUUUCAUUUACAUUGCAUUGCUAAAAUCGGCUAGUCUAGCUUAAGCGAUUCCGCCGCGUCGUCGGCGUAGUCAUGCGGAGCGUUAGCUAACGGCCUAAAAAGCAGCCCGUGAGUGCAGAAAAUGUUUGCGAGUACAGCGAACGAUCAUUCAUCAGCUGCGGCGGGCUCGGGCACAUUUAAAGAGCGAUAUGAACGCACGGGGGGUGCAGGCGCCAACGCCGAGAUGAGAUCGACACGACAUUGUGUUACAUCACUUUUUUUUGUCUUCGGCAGAAUAUUCAGGCCGUAACUGCGACGCACCGUGUCUGCUAACGGAGUGACGUGAACGUGUCAUUUCAAAUGCAACUCUGUUCUGACAUGGACAAAAGGCACCUGUGACUCUUAUUUUCUUACAUAUGAGCAGAGGUGGGUAGAGGAGCCCAAUGUUCUACUUGAUUACUGUUACUUAUCAACAGUAUGACUCGAGUAAAUGUCAAAAGUUGUCAUCCAAAUAAUGACUUGCUAAAGACUAAGUAGUCACUGACAAAACGAUUCAAGUAGUGAGUAACUUCGGAUUUAUUUCUUACAUCAGAGCAUGAACGUCAAAUAAAAUAAGGGCAAAUUCAGAUAUUGCGGAACAAUAACACUUCAUCUAAAACAUAAGAACUACAAUUUUAUACAAUCAAAUAUUUGUAAAAUAAUUAGGCAAACUGGGUCUUAGGCUAAACUAGUUCGACUUGUCAAACAGCAAAAUACUGUAGGCUCACCAGGCAGAUUACAAAAACAGGAACAUGGCUGCAGUGGAUAUCAAAAGUCUACACACCCUGUUCAAAUGCUCGGGUUUUGUGUUGUCAAAUCCUUUUGACCACCAUAAGUCAUUGCCGUUAAUGUGACCUCCAAGUUAUACAACUCAACAGAUUUAUUUUUGUAUCUUCUUGAGAGGGGAGGUGAAAAUAAACAACUGAAAUAUUCGUGAAUGUGAUCGACUUUGACUUGACGUUUAACUUGCUACCUUCUUGGCCGGGUCACCAUUGCUCAAGAGAUGUUGUCUUUUACAGUUUUAAAUCAAACAAAAUCCGGUUGCACAAGGACGCACUCCCUCUUGUGGCUGUGUUCAGAAGUAACGCAAUACAUUCAAACUCGUUUAAUGGGAGGCCGCACGCGUCUGCCACCAUUUUGAUUUUGAAGUGAAAACAAAACAGGCCUGACGGAAACAUUUGCUUUCUCCACUAAAAUGAAGAAGCUGUGUGCUGACCAGGCUUCUUGAUAGUGCGAGAGAAGAUGCAUGUUUUACAAUUGUGCUCAAGAGUUGGUUGUUUAUAAUUGGGCCGAUGAUACACUACUCGUGCGCUCACUGUAGUCGUCUCGCCACGCUGCACUAUUUGCAUAUCUGUUGUUGACCGAUACCGGCAACAUUUGCACAAUCGACAUCGUCCCAGAUGAUCGCGCGACUCGUCACUUUAAACCGCAUGCACUCCUUGAAGUCUCGGCGCCCUUUGCACAAUGCCCAUUGGACCGGACUAUUGCUAUACGAGUCUUUCGAACUGCUCUAAGUGCUAGAGGAGUCUGCCUCCUUUGCACAAUUGUCAAAAAAUAAAUAAAUGUACCGGCAUUACCAGAUAACGAGAAACCCUUUGUGGCUCAGUGACUGUUUUUCUCAAUGUCGUUGUGUGUUCUCUGUCAAUCGACCGUCCGUCGUCGUACUCGAGCGGCUCCGCCUACCGGAGACAAAUUCCUUGUGUGUUUUUUGGACGUACUUGGCAAAUAAAGAUGAUUCUGAUUCGGAUUCGGAUCCGGAUCAUGUUGCCUGGCAUAUGCACGGCCAAAACAACGGCCAAAACAUCUGCAACAUAGCGCAAGGUGUUUUCUCAACGGCGCCUGACGCGGAAAUCGAAAACGAAAGUGUCAAAGUAGAUCACGCACGCAAUUAUUGAUAAAUGAAAGUAGCAAGCAGCAUGUAGAUUAUUGUAACGAGUAAAAGUCAAACGUAUGCUUCGAUAAAGCUACUCUGACGAGUACAAGUUAUCCCAUAUGUCACUUGAGUAAAAGUACCACGUUCUUACCCACCUCUGCAAACGAGUCGUGACUUCACGGCAAAGAAAAGAAAAGAAUGGAGUCGAGGAAAUGUGAUUGAACAGUAAAGGGCAUCAGGGCUGCAAAAAUAUUGCUUUGCCAGUAGCUGCAUUCAUUAUGUUGCUUAUGUAGUGUAUGGCCUAAAUGUUAAGUGAACCACUUAAUGUUUUUUUUGUACUUGGAAAUUUCGCAAAGUUCUAUUUUUGGAUGAUCGGGAUAAACGGUACACGGUUAAUGAUGAGUAAAAUGGAUUAAUUUCUGAGUCACGGCCGGUUUGGGCCGCCAUUGACUCGGGAUGAAAUUUUGACGUGGUCCUCUCGCAACGCAAAAGAUCGGGCCGAGGUAGCGCGUUCGAUUCCUGCGCCCGCGAAGGAACGCCUCCUCCCGCCCCAGAGCCGACCGACGUCACGUCCGCUCAUCGACUUGCGCGCGGCGACAUUCUGUGCGGAAUCCGAAACGCGCUCAGCUUUUGCUAGAAUUGCUAUGACGCAGUUCAAUUUUUACAUCUAUCGUACCUCUGCAAUUUGAAAGGAAGUUUGCUGACGUGGGUUACGAGCUCGCUUUGAAGAUUUUCGGCUUAUCGCUCACAUACCACGUGAGCGACAAAUGUACAGAUUUGGAUAGAAUAGGAAAAAAUCCAUGGGAUGUGUGAAAACUCGGAAUUCAUCUUGCGUAAUGUAUGGUCAUUUUCUUGGUUUCUAAGCCGUCUCGCUUAUGCGGUUCGUCAGAGAACGCAAAAUAUUUGUUUUGCGUACAAGAAUGCGUGAGAUAUUUUUCAGAAAGGAUAUUCUUAUUUUCCUAUUUGAAUGAGAUUAUCUCUUUCUAUAAAUUAUCGGAUGGAGCUGAUCUAAAUCCUUAUUUCUUUUCGCUCAUCCCUGGCAGAUUCAAAUGAACUCUCUGUGCCUCUUAAAUAGGCUUCAAAGGCUUCCCACAAUGUUGCGACAGAAGUUUCCUGGUUAACGACAGAGAAAUUUGAUCUUGCAAAUGAUGACAAAAUUCUUUGUCACUCAGCAACAGGUGGUUCAAUCUCCAGGUCUGCUGUGGUUUUGUUAUAUUUUGAAAGUUGAUGGUACAAGUCGGAGCGUUCGGAUCCGAAAUCACAAUAUUAUGGUACCUAGUAUCGAUAACUUGGUAACAGUUUUGCAUCGAUAAGAAAAUAACCUAUUCUGUCUUGUCAAAUAGAAUGCCUGAAUUGUUAAUAAAGGUGUUGAGAAAAAUGCUUGAGUUAUUUUUAGCUCGUUUAGCGGAAGAGGAUCUUUCGAGGUAACGCACGAUUAAAGUCUCUUCCAACAAACAAUGUUCGUCCGGGACAUAUCGGGAAUGAGUCUUAGGACUGCCCGAAAGAAUGAUGGGCUGUCUAUUUAGGCGCGUACAUGUUCAAUAAAGUCAUGGGUAGUGAGAAUCGCUCACUAAUUCCGAUUAGAUGGCUGCCAUCUAUGCCAGAUACUGUCAACGAAUGGCAGUCCUUUUGUCAUCAUAAUAGCUGUACCUCUUGACAGGGGAGGAAGAACGAUAUACGUUUCCCACCCACUGACAGCCUAAUAUGAGAUUUGUUUUAAAACAAUAUAUAUAUAUAUAUAUAUAUAUAUAUAUAGUGGGUACGGAAAGUUUUCAGACCCCCUUAAAUCUUUCACUCUGUUAUAUUGCAGCCAUUUGUUAAAAUCAUUUAAGUUCAUUUUGUUCCUCAAUGUACACACAGCACACCAUAUUGACAGAACAAAAUGCAAUUGUUGAAAUCUUUGAAAAAAGAAAAACUGAAAUAUCACACAGCCGUAAGUCUUCAGAGCCUUUGCUGUGGCACUCGUAUAUUUAAGUUUCUUCUGAUCCUCCUUGAGAUGGUUCUACAGCUUCACUGGAGUCCAGCUGUGUUCGAUUAGACUGAUUGGACUUGAUGAGGAAAGCCACGCCCCUGUCUAUCAGUAUAAGACCUUACAGCUCACAGUGCAUGUCAGAGCAAAUGAGAAUCAGGAGGUCAAAGGAACUGCCUGAAGAGCUCAGAGACAGAAUUGUGGCAAGGCACAGAUCUGGCCAAGGUUACAAAAACAAUUCUGCUGCCCUUAAGGUUCUAAGAGCACAGUGGCCUCCAUAUCCUGAAAUGGGAGACGUUUUGGGACGACCACAAGCCUUCCUAGAGUCCGGCCAAACUGAGCCAUCGGGGGAGAAGAGCCUCGGUGAGAGAGGUCAAGAAGAACCCAAAGAUCACCGUGGCUGAGCUCCAGAGAUGCGGUCGGGAGACCGAUUAGGAACAAUGAGGCAGCUGGAUAUCCCCACAUCCCCAAAACAACACCACAUUGAACUUGAUCGUCGCCAAGCUAACAACAAGUUAUGGCACGAACAAACUACAGCAUUCAAAGGGGGGGCACAUAGAAACAAACAACCAAUCGCACUCACAGUCACACCUACGGGCAAUUUAGAGUCUUCAAUCAACCUACCACGCAUGUUUCGGAAUGUGGGAGGAAACCGGAGCGCCCGAAGAAAAGCCACACAGGCACGGGGAGAACAUGCGAACUCCACACAGGCGAGGCCGGGGAUUGAACCCCGCGCCCCAGAACUGUGAGGCAGACGCUCUAACCAGUCGCCCACCGUGCCGCCAGUGUAAAUACAAUCAAAUUAAAAUAGAAUAAAGUUAGCUCAUACACUUCGCUGAAAAGGUGACUGCUAACCUCUGUUAACCAAGUAACUAGAACGCUCCAAUAACUUUGUUUGUCAAAUAUUAUAAUGACUGCUCAGUGUCACAUUGAAAAAGCCUGAAUGAACUCCCGCAAGCCAGCAUAGCGUCGGGUGGUUGCUGCGAUAGCGCUACGAUACGUGCUUGUCAAUCACAGAUUGUCACUUCCAGAUUCCGGGAGGAGUAACCCAGUGCCGAGAGCCCGUCUGGGGUCAGUGAAAGCCGCCACUAAAGCAACCUGUACCGGACACCUGCUUUCCCUCCAAGUAUCUUCCUCACUUUAGUGAACGCGGGCGGCCCUUCGCUUCGCUAUGGAAGCAGGGCAAUCCGGAAAGAAUCUCCUCUCAGGAUCACAGGCGGCAGCGGGUCGCUUUGUUUCCGCCGCCGUCGAGCCACCCGGUGAGCGCGGUCGAUGAGCGCUUCCUGCCCGAGAUAUGCUAGUCUCCGUCAUUCCGGGACCCUCCGUGCGCUCCGGUAUCCCCGAGAUCGGGAUACUAUUACGCCUGGAGCGCGGUCCGACUUCUUCAGCUCUGACGAUAGGCGGUCCACCGUAGCUUCUAAAGUAGCAACGCUAUCCGAGCUCUGUCGAAGCGCCGUCGCGUUUAGCUAAGUCGUUCCUUAUAUCGGAGAUUGACGCUUCGAUGCUUUGCUUUAGAGACCAAAUUUCACUCCUAAUUGUAGCGGAGAUCUCCGAUAUGCGGUUGUCCACGACCUUCCGAACAUCAGACCUGAUUGUGUCUACUUCUGACCGCAGAGAUGCUACGGCGGCUACGACAGGGCCGUGGUUUUCGGUCUACCCAAUCCUUGAAUGAACGUCUUCUCCCGAGCACCGCCUCAUUUUCCCCCACCACCCACAAUACAUUGGUGUGGCGCGUUGUCGUCAUGGUAACGAGCGCAACCGGUCGCCUUGACCGGUGACACGUUCUCUCCAACAGUGUUUGAUUUGACAAGAUAAAGCCCAGUGAUCGUAAAAGACGCCAUGCGGUGGUGUCAGAAGACAUGUCGUGUAGUGUCGCCAUUGUCUGACCGACAUACGGCAAGAUUUUGCGGCAGUAGUCUGACAACGUGCAAUCGGGAAAGAGCAAAUUUGUCUUGUCGUCUGAUCCGGGCAUACGAGAGAAUAAGGACAAAAAAACCAAGCUAGAGAACUUUUUUCUUAAUUUAUUCAGCAAACAGAACAUACAAACACAAUCGCCAACGUAUACAAGCAGUGGCAAAAAGGCAGAUGAUCGUAUUAGAAAAAUACAAAAAGUUGAAUUGCUUUCGCAGCGUCGUCGUCUUUUUCUUUAGGCUUCGCCACAGCGCGUCAUCCUUUUCCACGUAAGCUUAUCUCUUGCAUCCUCCUCUCGAACACCUACUGCCCUCACGCCAUCCAUCAACCUUCUCUUUGCUCUUCCUCGAGCGGCUCUCUUGCCUGGCAGCUCCAUCCUCAUCACCCUUGUACCAAUAUACUCGCUCUUUCUCCAUCCAAGUCUGCUCUCUGUAACUUUGUCUCCAAAACAUCGAACCUCGGCCGUCCCUCUGAUGAGCUCAUUUCUAAUCCUCUCCAACCUGAACCUCAACAUCUUCAUGUGCUCUGCUUCCUGGCACAUAUCUUCAUUCCUCUCCUUUCCAGUGCAUGCAUCCACCUUUCUAAAUUAUUAUUAUUAUUAUUAUUAUUAUUCUAGUGAUUUGUUGUUUUGUUUUUUGAUUUGCCGUUGUGUUUAGUUAGUUGUUGUUGCGAUGAGUUGUUUGCUGUUGAUUUUAAUUUUCCAUUGUUUGGUGUAUAUUGUUUGCUGCUUGCCAUUUGUGUUUCGUGUUUUGCCCUUCAGGGCGACCGUAGUUACGUCAUCAAUACUCGCCGUCGCGCGAUGAAGCCAGUUUUCCGAAUGCCCUUGAAACAGGGCUGUCAUCUGCGAUGUUCGAAAGGAAGCUCCAUUCCAACAAAGAUUAAGGAAAGGUGGCUUAAAGGUUAGGAGAUUGGACUUUCCGAAGAGGCCCACGGACAGUUCGCAAACCGCCGAUGCAGGAAGAAGUCGUGUCCGCUCUCCAGUCCGCUAGUCGGCGCUCAUGCCCGCGAAUGCAGUUUGCCAGCCGCCAUUCAAACGCAUCAAGAAGGAGACGAGCACGGAUCCCCCGAGCGGACAUUUAGCUUUAGCUUUAGCAUCGGUUUGUUGUUCGUGUUGCUUGGCCGGCUCUACUUCACCAAAACUAAAGUGCGCGAGAACCAGCACCGUCAGUCGCUUUCGCGUCGGUCGUCGUUCGCUCCCUCGCGCGGUGAAGCAUGUUCCGCGGUCGGCCUCCGCCGCGGGGCUUUUACCGGCCGCCUUUCGAGGCCCGCGGCCCGCACCCGUCAGCGGGCCACAGAGAUGACAGGAUGCGGGCCAGAUCGCCUUACCGCCCGGGGUACCAUCAGCGCGGACCCCCUGACUUCCGUCGCUCUCCGCCGCACCGCGGCUACUAUCAUCCCGCCCCAGGAGGACACCGAGGCGGCCAGCACCGCCCCGCCGCUCCGCUCAGGGAGAGGUCUCCGUCGUCUCCUCGCCCUCGCCUUCCCAUCGACCACAAACUGGUCAUCACGGUCGGCAACGAGCUGACGAGCUCCGCACCGCCGCGUCAUGGCGACAGAGACCGAAGUCCGGUCCGGAGUCGCGGACGCAGCAGGAGUCAGGCGCGGAGCAAGAGCCGCCAUCGGAGCCGGGGUCGCAGUAAGUCCGGGACCAGGUCCAGAUCCAGAUCCAGAUCCAGAUCUAGAUCUAGAGGGCGCAGUCGGGGACGGGCGUCCAGCAGGGGGCCGAGCCGGGCCUCCAGUCGCAGCAGGAGGCCCAGUCGCAGCGGCUCCAGCGGCAGCGAGCGGUCCUGCUACACGAAAACGUUCGACGAGCUCAACGUGGCGCGACGGAGGAAGGAGCUGGAAGACUUGUUGUGUCUGCCCACCAAGUCCAUCCUGAAGAAACGCUCGGACUACGACCACUCUCCUUCAGUCAGGAGUUCCGACUCCGGCCUGUCUCACGUGGCGGAGGAGCUGCUGCGGGCCGUCAAAGGGAUGGAGCCGGCCGCCGUGGCGUCCGUAUUGACCGAACUGCGGUCCGACACGCAGAUGUCGCAGCGAGCAGAUCUCAACGCAGAAAUCAAGGAGAUCCUAAACUUGCUGGACCCGGUCGCAGACCUACGAGCGAAGAGUCCGGCGGGCGACAUCGACGACGAGGAGAAGUUCCUGUACGGAGACUCAGAGGAACCCAAGACACCGCUUCUAUCCCAGCCACUCCAAAACCACACGUUCGAUCUCUACGGGGAUGUAACGGAGGAGGUUCUGUAUGGAGAUCAACUAGCCCGGGCCGCCGCUCCCGCGUACGCUGUCCCUGCGGUGGUUUCACCGGCCACCGCUGGCGAGGUCCACACGGACUGGCCCCCCUCGGUUUCCACCUCGGUUCCCCACGACGCGGCGCAGGCUUCGACUCCCGUACCCCCGCCGGAGGAGGAGAGCGAUCAGCAGGCACUGGACGACUACCAGAAGCUCCAGAACCUGUUGAAGACCAUCGGCUUGGACCUGGGUGUGACGGAGAUCAGCAAGUUGGCCGCCAGGACCAAGGAGCGCCUGCACGGAAAUAAGCCCCCGAACGCCCCCAAGACGCCCAAGCGGCGCGCGCGCUACUCAUCCGGCAGCUCGGACGACGGGCGCAGGAGGCACAGCAGCGGCAGCAGCAGCUCAGACGACGACAAACGGGCCCGCAGCGCCGGGCGGGCCCGGAGCUGGAAGACAGAUGGCGGAGGUGCGGACAGCUGGAGCAAAGAGGGCGGCUGCGGAAGCAGCGCUGCUACCGGCGAGGUGUCGCUGCAAACGGCGGCGCUCGAGGCCGCGGCCCCUCCCUCCACGGCGCCCGUCCCCUCGGCCGUGUCCGUCCAGCCCUCCUACCCGUCGUCACACACGCACGGCAUGAUGCCGCCUAGCUACCCGCCGCCGGGCUACGGCCAAUACGGGAACUUCCUGCCCUACGCGCACUCGCAGUGGCCGCCCGUGUACCCGCCCCCUGGCGUGCCGCUGCCCCUGCAGACGUCCGGCGCCAACAACUUCCCGCUCUCUCUGCCCUACAACCAACCUGACGGCCAGCUGCCUCCGGAGCCUCAGGUCAAAGGUGCUCUCAAAUCUUCUUGGCUCACUGGGACAGGACCGGUCUCCAGUCAGGUGUCGGAGCAGGAGAACAACGAAAGCCAGAAGCAGAAGGUUCUGGAGGAGCGGGAGACUCUGAGGCAGGAGCGAGAGCAGCGCAUGAAGAAGAAGGAGUACCUCAUGAAAGAACUGGAGCGGCUCCGGAAACAACAAGGUGAGCUGCUGAGGAAGAAACGCCGUGAGAAAGACGGUCACAAAGACCCCCUCCUGCAGGAGAUCAGCUUGCUGCAGGAAGACGUCAUGAUGCAGAUCUCCAAUCUGCGGAAGGAGCACGAGGCGGCCGAGAGGAAGCGCAGCGAGAUUGACAAGGUGGCGCUCAUCUUGGGGCUCGGACCCGCCGACCGUGCCCGUGCAACACCCCAGGCGACGAAAGACUCCGUGGCGGCCAGGCCCCGCAAAAGUAGACCCCGCGCGGAGCACAGUCCUGAGCGCCAACAAGAUGGUGGCGGCAGCGGCAGCAGCAGCAGCAUCAUCAGUAGCAGCAGUAGCAGUGGCGCCAGCAGCAGCAUGCCCAUGAAGCAGAACAUCUCGGAACCGAACCAGCCGCCGGACAUUUCCCCGACUCCGCCCCCUGAGCCGUUUGAGUACUACGAUGCUGGAAACCAUUGGUGCAAAAACUGUAACCUCACCUCGGGCUCCAUGUUUGAUUUCUUUACUCACUUGCACAGCAAAACCCACCGGAAGACUUUGGACCCCUACGAGCGUCCGUGGGCCCUGUUGCCGAGCAAAAUGGCAAAGACAUCGCAGACAGAAGAGAAACAGACGAAACCGGCUAAAGGUUCUGAGUUCUUAGUUCCUGUGCGAGGAUUUUUCUGUCUGCUGUGUGAAAUGUUCUUCGGAGACGCCAUCUGUGCAGAGGAGCACGUCACCACUCACUGUCACAAUAACCAGUACAAGAAAAAAAUGUACAAGAACCCACUGUACGAGCAGAGGAGGAACCUGGACCGCCAAGCUGGGCUGGCCUCCAACCCCUCAGGGAAAAAACGCAAACAUGAGGAAGACAAGGUUGACAAAACAAAAGGAAAAAAGGAGAGAAAAGACGGAAAGGACUUUGGCACAGAAGAUGCCUCGUCGAAAGCUGUAAAAGAGGAAGAGAAACCAAAAGCAUCGAAGAAAGAUGAUGAUCUUAAAAAUACAAAGACUUUUUACCCAAGGAAAGAGGAGGACGAAAAGUUAAAAUACAAGAAGAGUGACAAGUACCGUUGGAGCACAGAGGAAGAGGAGAGGCUGAAUUGGAGGAGAGAUGAGGAAGAGCGACACAAACAAAGCCAAGAAGGACGCCAUUAUCGACAUCACAGACAGGAAGAGAAUCCAUAUGAGCACCCGCCACGACAUGAUGACAGACACAAAUUAGACAAACAUGAGCGUGAACGAGAAAACUCAGAGAAGGACCUACAAGGUGUCAGCAAGCAGCUGGAAGGUGUGGUCAAGCCCUACGACCCACCCAAAAUCUUCUGUGGACCAAGUCCAGCCAUGAGAGCCAAACUCCUCAAACAGAGCCCGGACGCAGCAAGACUGGCACCGGCCUUCGGAAAGUUCACCUGGAAGAAACGGGAGAGUCAGCUGGCCAAAGACGCCCAGAAAGCUGCUGCUGAGUUCAUCAAGGAAGACGAAAAAGCUGCCAAAGACGCAAAUGUUCCCAUAGACGACUCCUUUGCAAAGUCCAUGGCCUUCGCCAAGGAGAUUGCUCAGAAGUUGUCUGUCACAAGCAGCUCACCUGCGCCGUGGGUGUCAAGUGGCACCAACCGGUCACGGAUGCACACCAACUUUGCAGCCCCUGUCACAGCACUAAAGAAAAUGUACACUGUGGGAAACCCUGCACCUCUGAAUACCGUCCCCUUCGCACCCCCUCAGGGCUCAGGUAGAAUACUGCCACCUUCAGGAGAUGGACCCAUUUUUCCUUCUCUCAAGAAAUUGCCAGAAACUAAGCAGGAUAUUCCGAACACAACGACCUCUAAGCCAGAGAAGAGGCCUGGCCAACCUGUGUCUCAGUCAGUUCAACAGUUGUCUGGUCCUGGUCCGUCAGUAUCCAGAGCAGCCUCACAUGUGUCACGUCCUACCCUUGCAGUUGUCAGACCAGCUCCAGCUGUGUCAACUCCUACCCUGGAAGUUGUUAGACCAGACCUAUCUAUGUUAAGUCCUACCGUGGCUGUAGUUAGACCUGCUCCACCAUUGUUCCAUUCUGCCCCAUCAGGCCAGAGAUCAUCUUUACCUGUGUCAAGUCCACCCUCGUCGGUUCGGAGAGCACCUCCACCCGUGUUUCCGUUGCCGUCCAGCCACGCUCCACCACCAUCCAGGGUCGUGGUGAACCCGGCUCCUGAAGUAUCGCGACCUGUCCAGUCAGUUGUUGAAGCAGAAAUGGUGGACAUGGAGCCAGAUGUGGCGGCUCCUGGUGUUCCAGAGAGUGAGCAGACUCACACAGUGUUUGUUAAACCUCCACCAUUCUUCAGCAUGGUGGAUGGAGGUCAGAGGUCUGACAAACCAAAAAGUAACCUGGCUGCAGCUAAAGCCCAGGACUUAUUUGGUAUCUUCUACAGCUGUAAGGACAAACCAGGACCCUUAUCCUUGGCAAAGUCAACUCCAGCAGACAUAAGUGAGACUCUUAAAGGUCCAUGUGUACCCCACCUUACAGCCCAACUUUCAAACACAUCUCCGCUGCCAAAUCCUGAACUAGCGUCAAACCCCCAAUCCCAGCCCCAGUUAGAUCUUCAGAUUGAAUCAGUUUGGUCUUUGCAGAGCAGCACCGAGCGAGCACCUGAGGGCGCUCUGGUCAACAGUUCUGUUGAAAGUCGACAUGAAGAGCGUCCUGAAAGCACAUCAGCACACGCAUCGCAAACUCAGCAGGUCAAAACUUGUGAACCCAAACCACUUGAUGAAAACCCUCUCGGGGGCCUUCCGGAACCACUCCAAGAAACGCCUCCACCGACACCGACGGAGCCCAAAUCGACUACUGGUCCUAGAGCACGAGGGAAAAAUGCUCAAAAGAGAACUCCUCCCGCCUCCCAUGUGCCUGUCCGACAAACCCGAUCCCAAACCAGAUCCCAGAACAGGCAGCAUCUUCCAGAGCUUACUCCAGGAGAUGCUGACCGGAAGCUCUCUGAGUUUCCAGGAGGUGCUGACCGGAAGCUCUCGGAGUCUCCAGGAGGUGCUGACCGGAAGCUCUCGCAGUCUCCAGGAGGUUCUGACCGGAAGCUCUCCCAGUCUCCAGGGGAUGCUGAGCGGAAGCUCUCAGAGUCGUCACAUGGUUGCUCUGGGAUUCCUCAAGGUGACGGAACAGCACAAUUAACAGCUGACAAUCUCCACUCUUCCGGACUCGUGGCUGAUUUGGAUCUCGAGUAGGUGGAGAUGUGAGGUAGCCUCCUUUUUAAGGUUCUAAACCUUAGCAACGUAUCAAUAAUGGAUGGUUUGUUUUAGAACAUUCUUUUGUUUUUGAUCUGAGAUUCCAUGAAAGACUUGGAUAACAUUUUCUUCUCUGUUAUACAGGGAUUGGUCCAGUACCUACAGAGACUCAAAUCACAAUUUUCUUUGUUUAAAAAAACCAAAACCUUUGUCAUUCCAUGGUUACAAACUGAUUUUUCCCACCCCUCAUAUCUUUUCCUGGCUGAACAUUUGUGAGGUCACAUACGCUUGACUUUUUUCUUUUUUGAUUCCACUCGGUCGAUCUGCUUAGACUAGAUUCGUCCGAGUGGUCUUCCUCUUUGGAGAACCUUGAAGGACGGACUGGGACUGGCACACUUAGCUCAGUGAGUGUAUGGAAUGUGUUUCCCUUUGCUUGUCUUGUUCAAGAUGUUUUAUUAAAAAUUACUUUGGGUCAAAU
Molecule: messenger RNA, 13343 nt
Organism: Phycodurus eques (leafy seadragon)
Lineage: Eukaryota; Metazoa; Chordata; Actinopteri; Syngnathiformes; Syngnathidae
Gene: znf318
Product: zinc finger protein 318
Exons: 11
Coding region: 7640-12865 (1741 amino acids)
Biological process (GO): negative regulation of DNA-templated transcription; positive regulation of DNA-templated transcription
Cellular component (GO): nucleoplasm
Molecular function (GO): nucleic acid binding; zinc ion binding
Source: RefSeq, a predicted model, not a curated record